Molecule: messenger RNA, 1353 nt
Organism: Kwoniella shivajii
Lineage: Eukaryota; Fungi; Basidiomycota; Tremellomycetes; Tremellales; Cryptococcaceae
Exons: 3
Coding region: 1-1353 (450 amino acids)
Biological process (GO): tRNA 5'-leader removal; rRNA processing
Cellular component (GO): ribonuclease MRP complex; ribonuclease P complex
Molecular function (GO): ribonuclease P RNA binding
Source: RefSeq, a predicted model, not a curated record
AUGCCUGCAGUUGGAUAUAUUUCAAAUUCCGCUUCAUCAAGUAGGAUUUCAUCGCCUGUACCAAGCGGAUCCGGUUCAGCGACAGCGUCAACGACAAUGUCAACGACAACGACAACGUCUAAUCAACCUAUUGAUCCUUAUCGAACUUUGUCUACUCACGUAAAGAAAUCUAUACUACCUUUAAUACCUUCUUCUUCCUCAUCAUCUUCAUCAACGAUUCCAAAUUUACCUUCAUUACUCUCAUUGGACCCAUCAACUUAUUCAUCUCGAUUAUCAGGUAAAACAUUACAGACAUCCCUUCCCUCUUCAUCUUCCUCUUCAUCCUCACUCAAUCAAAACACAGUGUCGAGUGGCAUAUCACCUCUGGUCAAAGGUCAAAAAAGGAAUAGGGGAUAUCCAAGUGAAUUAGCCAAAGUUCAGAAACAAGUUGAACAUGCUGAGAUCAAGAGGAAAGAACUAGGCUUAGUCGGGAUGAGGAAAGUCAGGAGAAGAUUAGGUGGUGUGAUACCUAGAGGAAUGAUGAUACAGUAUAAUUCUUUAAUUCCACUUAAUCGUUUACAUGUAACAUAUUUGAUCUCUUUACUUUCCUUACCACCUCUUCCUUUUCCGAAUCAAAAUGCCAGUUUUUCAAGAUCAACAUCAACAUCGACAUCAACAUCGACUAUAAGCUCGAAUUUAACUCCAAAUACAACUUCAACAGCACCAACGAUCAAUUCUGAGAUAAUAUUAUCCAAAUUAUCUAAAGCAGAUUUCACUGGUAUUUAUCUAUCUAUCAAAUCAUCUCGGAAUCCAAGUUUAAUCGCCCAUUGUGGUAUCGUGAUUGAAGAAACUUGCUCGACAUUUAGGAUUGUCAACAAGCAAAAUAAAGUUAAAGUGAUUCCUAAAGAUGGUACUUUAUUCACUUUGUCAAUUCCUGCUUAUUCCCCCAACACCACAACGAAGGGGGCAACCAAUCCGACUGAUGCCCCAGAUACAGGACGAGGCGAGGACGGAGUAGACGAAGAUGAAGACGAAGAUGAAGAAAGGGGAUUAGAAAGUUUUUUAUCGAAAUGUCCAAAAUACGAAAUAUCAUUGUUGGGCUCAAGCUUCACUAAUAGAUCAGGUGAUAGAGCAGGUAAAAAAUUUAGACCUUCUCAAGGUCAUGGUGGUGGUUCAGGUUGGGCACAAGAUUGGGUAAAUACUGAUUGGCAGGAUACAUUCAGUAGGUUAUCUGACAUGUUGUGCGAGAACAAGGAACAAGAAACUCCAGUCAAAGGUAGAAAAAAACACGGUGCAAAUGGGAGGAACCGACAAGGCAAAAGAAAGAGAAAUAAAAGUAGAAGAAAAGAUCCUCCUGCUUUUGGUAAUCCAUAA